UUUGUUGAAGUAUUCCCUGCAGUCAUGCCCAUCCUUAAAAAGCUCCCAGGAAGGUCCAAGAGCUGCACUGAGUUCCCCAGAGUGAAUGGAGAACUGAUCCUACCUCAACUCAGCUUGGACCUAAAGGACUUGAAUGACCUGAAUGAUCUGAAGGAGCUGAACGACCUGAAGGACAUGAACAAGAAUCUGAACCCUUUUGAGGAUGUGGACCUGGAUGAUGCUGAAAGGCAUGGAGCUGACACAGGCCUCAUKAUGGGGGAGGUCAGAAGGACCUUCUGUGAUGGAGAAGAAGAGGAGAAUGAGGUGAAUGCAGAGAGGCAUGGUGCAGGGAACCCCAAAGGGAAGCCACUCAGGGGGACUUUGGAGKGGAUCUGUGGAGUGUCACCCCUCAAAACCCUCGAAAAGCUGGGAAAGGGGCUUCGCAUAUCAGGAAGAAAUGUGUGGGGGAACACCUCACCCCACUACAGCUCUGGAGACUCAAACACACUCCCAGCAGAGAGGGAGAAAAGAAAAGGACUACGUAGGGGCUCAGAGGGGAUUAUGACCCUGCUUCGCUUCACAGGUCGACGUAAGGAGGAGCGCAGAGAAAGUUUGCCCUGUGGGGAGCUGAGCACAGAGUGUGAGCCCGAGGGGUCCAGAAGACCCUCCUUCUUAAAGAUAGUCAGUCUGGGCAAGCUGAAACGAGAGUCCAUGUCAGACAAGACAUCCCAAGAGGAUGACGAGGAAACGGUGGAGGAAGAACCAGUGGUCAAAACUCGAGAGCCCCUAUCAGUUUUAGAGAUCCUGCAGUUGGUCAACCACAGAGACCUUCUCCUGGCUGACACACACAUUCAGGAGCUGGAGCGAGAGUGUGAGCUUCUGUCUCUGCUGCCGAACCAAAGUACUCCUACCCUCACUCCUACACAAAGUCCCAGUACCCCAUUUGGUGGAAUUCCUUUAUCAUCUUCAUCCUUAGAUGAGGCCCUCAGCUCUAACGCAACCCUAGACUCAAGCAGAAGGAAGGCUAAAGARGUGGAACUGUUGUAUGAGGCCCUUCAGAAGGAGAUGUGGGACGUAGUGCGAGAAUCCCUCCGUCAGCCUAGCGCUGGUCCCAACCUUGGUCUGGUGGUGCUCGUAAUCCAACAGGAGGAGCAUGCUGAUGCUGCCUGGGCUCUAAGAGAGGAGACCAGGACAGAGUGCACCAGCUCUUACAUCCACCCCAGCCAGCGCCCUCGACGGUUGAAGAUGAAGUGGAGGCAAGCGGUGACAGAAGCUGCAGACUGGAGCUUGCCUCUUCAGGUGGACACCCAAGCAGGACAACUGGCCUUGUAUUUGGAGCGUCUUAGGAGCCGGAUGGUGGAUGAUCUMGAUGCAGCCAGAAGGAACGCAGUCUCCAUUUACCCAGAGGAGUUUGCAGCCUUCCAGGUUUAUGUAGAAAGCUACCAUCGAGCUGUAGCCAAACGCCUUCGGACCAUCACUAGUGGGCCYCUGCAGAUUACAGACGUCUACUCUCUGCUGGACUGGUUCUACAACAUCUACAACAGGGAUGUCCUGGGAACCAUCUGCACUACCACACCAAUAAACUAUGCUGCUCUGGAGCCCAUCCUCCCUCAGAAGACAGUMGACAGGCUAGAGGAGGACUGCAUUCAGAUAGUCAGGGAUAAAGUGACCACAGAACUGAUUCAGGUUCUGGAUGAGGAGGAGAGGCGAUGGGCCCAGACUCUGUACAUUGAAGAGUUUCAGUCACAACUAGCACGCUCAAUCAUCCAGAGGCUGAAGGUGGACUUGGACAGAUCAACAUCUGUGAGCCAGUUUCUGGGUGCAAGAGUGGCUCGCUGCAGUUUGAUUGGACUGGCCAACUUCUUGUACAGUUUCCAGAGGAAAGUUGAGAUGUUUCAUGAGACUCAGGCAGAGUUUGGAGACAGAGGAGAUGGAUAUGUGUCCAGGACCAUAGCUCUGGUCAACUGCUGCCCUCCGUUAAGGUCCUUUGUGGAGCGCUGCAGACAGUGUGACCCACAGGGAAGUGAGGAGUCAGCACAGAGAGCAAACUCUUCGCUGGACCGGAUCAUCAACCAGUCCGUCAGGGUGCUGACUGAGAGGCUGCUGGAGCACAUCAGGCCUUUCUUUGACAAACUGAUGAGGAGAAAAUGGUUGAACAACACAGAGUCAUUUGAAGCAAUUGAAGGAAGCAUCAAACAACAUUUUAGAAAGUUUAAAAGGAUGGAUCCUCCUCCAUACCAGGCGCUGGUGGGCGAGGUGCAUAGGCGGGUUCUGGUGGAGUAUGUGCGGGCCGUUAUGCGAGGACAGAUCAUUUGCACAUCGUCCAAGAUGAGGAAGAGGAUGGCUUUCCGCCUACAAGAUGAGGCCAAAGAGCUGAAAGGACUUUUUAAGGACCUGGAAUCAAGCGCCUCCUGGUUGGACAGCAUCAUCAGCCACAUCGCUGACAUCAUCCUGCUGGAGGACACACCCUCCAUCCAGAUGGAGGUGGCGGUCCUCGUCAAAGAGUUCCCAGAUAUAAGGAAGAAGCACGUCUCCGCCUUGCUCAACGUGCGAGGGAUGAUGCGGCAGGCGGAGCGGCAGGAGAUCCUUAACGUCGUCAAAGACUUUGAACGCAACGCUGCCCAUUUGGUCCAGAACAAUGCCUUUUUUUCUGACAUUCCCAUCACCUCAGAAAUGCACUGCAUCCGGCUGGGCUUCCUGCGCCUCGCCAUGAGCGUCUCCAACUGGUUCUCAGAGCACCGGCCGAGAAGGAAGCACCACGCGAGUGGCCGAAAUGCAAUGUGCCAACUACCUGGGAGUGUGGAAGACAUGAGCAAAGUCCACAGAGAAGAAUAGGACACUAUGUAGACGCACCUUCCUGUCAGUUUAACUUCACCUGAGGUACUGCUUGUACUCUGCACGCUCGAAAAGUGUUUUCUAUUUUCAGUCAUACUUUUUUUUUCAAACAAAUCUGAAGCAGACUGCACAUUUUAUCAUGGCACUGAUUUAAUUAUUUUCAAAUUAAUCUACACAUAUAGAGACGUAAUCAAACAGUAUAAAAUAUUAUCAGUAUGUUACUAGUUCAGUCCUUUUCACUUCUCUACAACUUUGUGGAACAGAUAUAUGAAGACACACUGACUGAUAGCUUACACUGACCAYCCACUUUAUUAUGUCCACCUGUUUAAUUACUACAAACAGCUAAUCAGCCGAGAGGUGUUGAAGACGAGUUGGUGAAGUUCAAAAUGAGCACCAGAACCAGAAAAAAAAAAAGAUUUGAGUGACUCUGAAUGUAGCCKGAUCAUCUGUGAGGAUUUUUACUAAACCAGCUUAAAGGUUUACAGAGAAUGGUCCAAAAAGAGAAAAUAUCCAGUGAGAGUUUCUGASGACCAACCAGCCUUGUUGAUGUCAGAGGAGAGCAGGCAGACCGGUUUGGAGCUGACAGAGGGAACAGCAGAUCUCCACUUGUUCCAAACAAAGGUCUGCAGAACCAUCUCUGGACCCACAACAGGUCCAGCCUUGAAGCAGACGGACCUGUUGUGGGUCUUCAGAACUACCACAGGUCCAGCCUUGAAGCAGACGGACCUGUUGUGGGUCUUCAGAACUACCACAGACUCCAGCAGCAGAAGACCACAUCAGCUGUUACUGCUGUCAGCUGAGAACAGGAAACUGAAGCUACAGUUCAUACAGACUCACCAACUCUGACAAAGAGACUGAAAAACCUGUUCUGCUCUGAUGAGUGUUUGUGGAACUGAUGGUUGAUCAUGAAACUACCUGUAGACCAGCAGGUUCUGAACAAUGAGUGGAUAUUAAUCUAAUCAUAUAUCUUCUGCUUUAUUGUACAUACUAAUCAAAGGUAUGUUUAAAACCCAUAACUCCACAGCCGGGUGAUCAGCCCCUGGUCUCAGCAACAUGUGGACUCUGAAACUGGGACCAGCUCUGCAUUAUACUGGAUCAGGUGUGCCACAAAGCCUGGUUGUAUUUCCUGUUUGUUUUUUUUACUGGAAUGUUCUUGUAGUUAAUGGAUGAAUACAUGAAUUAAAGUAUAUCUUGCUUUAUUCCUCACUUUGCUUGGCAGCACAGAAGUGAAAGCGAGGACUCUGAAAGGUGUUGCUCACACUGUGAAUGAAAUGGAUCCAUUGUUGGAAAGUUAAUAAAAGCCCACUGAGUGGGUAGGCUGAAUGAUU
Austrofundulus limnaeus is the source of this 4142-nucleotide messenger RNA. It is a transcript of the gene exoc3l2a, whose product is annotated as exocyst complex component 3-like 2a. Gene Ontology annotation, cellular component: exocyst. Gene Ontology annotation, biological process: exocyst localization; exocytosis. Gene Ontology annotation, molecular function: SNARE binding. The record is from RefSeq and is a predicted model, not a curated record. Lineage: Eukaryota; Metazoa; Chordata; Actinopteri; Cyprinodontiformes; Rivulidae.